AUUAUAUAAAGUUUAUACUAUUAAACCCAUUGCCCUUUAUACCCUCUCUCUCUCCUCUUUCCCUCUCAAGAAUUCAUAGUCAGAUCAAAGAGGUAAAAUUGUAAAUUUUCUCUAAGUUUCAAUAUAUUCCUAAUCUUUUCUUGGAAAUUUACUUUUUACCUGUUUCAGCUUUGUGGGUAUGUUAAAGAUUUGAUUUUGACAAGAUUUUGUUAAGCCCCAAGUUUGGUUCUUUGUAUAUAUACUGUUAUUGAGCUAAGUUGUUGCUCAAUUUUUCAUAUGGGUAUUAUAUUAUGGUUUCAAGAUUCAAUUUUUAUAGUGUUUUAGGAUUGGGGUUUGCUAGAUUGAGUUGAUUUAGUAGUUGUUAUGUUGGAUUAGUAUAAAUUGGGGGAGAUAAAUGUUUUUUGGUUUAGUUGGGAGUUUCAAGAAUGUGUUUUUAGGACUAAAAAUGGAUUAAAGGCUGAUUUCUGGUUGUAAAGUUGAUUUUUUUUAGUUUAGUAUGUUGGGAUUUUCAAGAAUGUCUUUUUAGGAUGAAAAGAGGUUUUAAGUGCUGAUUUUUGGUUGUGAAGUUGGAAUUUUUCAGUUCUGAGAACUUCAAGUUGUUGUUUAGUAGUGUUUUGGGAGUUUCAAGAAUGUAUUUUUAGGACAGAAAAGGAUAAGGGCUGAUUUUUAGUUGUAAAGUUGGGUUUUUUUCGAAGUUUAGUAUUUUACGAGUUUCAAGAAUGUGUUUUUAGGACAGAAAAAGGAUUUAAGGGCUGAUUUUUGGUUGUAAGAAGUUGGGAUUUUUCAGUUCUGAGAAGUUACAAAUUGAUUUUGGAAAAUGAAUAGUUCUGGUAUGGGUGGUGGUUUUUUAUCAGGGUAUAAUGGUGGAUUUUUGGGGAUGAAUAUGUUGCAACAGCCUCAGUCAAAUAGUAAUAAUGCAGCUCAUGGUCAUCAGAUUAACCACAAUAUCGUUCAAUCAUCAGCGAAUCCAAAGUUGAAUCCAAAGUUGGGGCUUGAACAUGAUAAAGCGAUUGGUUUGAUGGAUGGUAAGGGUUGUAUGGCAUUUGGGAAGGAUAAAGCAGUUGGGCCAAGUAAUGUUAGUAAUAAUCCCAAUAGCAAUACCAGCGACGAGGAUGAGCCUAGCUUUACGGAGGAUGGAAAUGGUGAUAAUAACGAUGGGGCCCAGGGUAAAAAAGGUUCUCCGUGGCAGCGAAUGAAAUGGACUGAUAAUGUCGUUAGGCUUCUUAUACAAGUAGUUGCAUGUGUUGGAGAUGACGGUAGUUUGGAGGGUCAGGGUCCUGAAGCGGGGUUGAAGAGAAAAUCCGGGUGCAUUCAAAAAAAGGGUAAAUGGAAAACAGUCUCGCGAAUAAUGAUGAGUAACGGUUGUCACGUCUCGCCUCAGCAGUGCGAAGAUAAGUUCAACGAUUUGAACAAGAGGUACAAGAAAUUGAAUGAUAUUCUCGGUAGGGGUACUUCUUGUGCUGUGGUGGAAAAUCCGUCUCUAAUGGAUUCCAUGCCGCAGCUUUCUGCUAAGGCCAAGGACACGGUGAAAAAGAUACUUAACUCUAAACAUUUGUUUUAUAGAGAGAUGUGUGCUUACCAUAAUGGACAAAAGAUACCUGAUUGCAAUAAUAUUGAAUUUCCGGUUCACUCUUCUUCACCUGUUGCGGCGGCACAGUGUGCAAAAGAGCAGUAUGGGUCCCACGGAGAUGAAGCUGAAGAACAUAACGAAAGUGAUGAUGAUGAUGAUGAAUCGGAUGAUGAAGAAGAUAACCACGAUGAUGAGAGAACGGGACGAGUUGAAGAAAAUUGCUCACAAAUUAGUGGGCAUGAUAAUCUUUUGGCUGAAAUUAAUGAAUUUUUUCAAGACCCGACAAAAUCCAAGUGGGAACAAAAAAUGUGGAUUAAGAAACGGAUGCUACAACUAGAAGAGGAAAAGAUUGGAAUCCAAGCUGAAGCGUUUGAGUUGGAGAAACGUCAGUUUAAGUGGCAAAGGUUUUGCAGCAAGAAAGACAGGGAGCUUGAAAUAGAAAGGCUGGAGAACGAGAAAUUAAUGUUGGAGAAUGAGCAUAUGGCAUUGCAACUGAAGCAUAAGGAGCAUGAAAUACACAGUACGAAGCCCGAUAUUUCUUUCAAUUCUGCACCUCUCAGCUUAGAUAGACAUCGGGGAAGAGAUCAGAUCGAUGCAGCUAGGUAUCAUUAACUAUUAAGUAGUACAUUGGAAUCUCCAAGUUUUUGUUUUUUGGGAACCUGUAUGUCAUCGCCCCCUUCUUUUGUAAAAUAUUUUACAGCUCAACAUGCAGUAAACUUGUUAAUCACUUCUUUUAAGUUCUCCUAGUAUUUUUCUCUAAAAUUAACUGCAUCAGCUUUGUUAUGGAAGUCGUGGUUGGUUUUA
Messenger RNA from Lycium barbarum (goji berry), 2374 nucleotides. RefSeq lists its product as uncharacterized. Bases 818 to 2182 code for a protein of 454 amino acids. The record is from RefSeq and is a predicted model, not a curated record. Lineage: Eukaryota; Viridiplantae; Streptophyta; Magnoliopsida; Solanales; Solanaceae. The transcript has a single exon.